CUGAGAGGGUUAAUAGCUCAGCAGUCGUUCUGUAUCACGAGGGGUCUGUGAUGUGUCAUGUAAACAGGAAACAGGAAGUAGUACCUGUUGCUAUUAUGUUCUGGAAUAUAUGACACCGUAUGUUUUAAUUCUGUCUGUUGUGUCGCAGUUUUCAGCCGGGAUGCAGCAAAAUACUCCGGGCUGUUAACCUUAAUAAAUCUUCUCUGUUUUAAUGAACAAAGGAGUCAAAGUGAGUUAUUUUCUCAGGCACGCAAGAGCACUGAAAGCUGGAUAAGACUUUCGCUGCAAUUAGACUGUUAUCUAAACUUCAGAGGGAAAUUCCUGGACCGUUUAGAAAUCAGGCUUGACUUUUGAACGAGAAGGAAGCGUGCUGGGCAAGGAGUUUUUACAACGCUUCUACAACACAGCUAAUAGUUGUGUUUAUAGUUGUUUACCAAUUGGAGUAUUGGACAACAACAUUCUACAUUCCACAGGUUAUGGGGGCAAUAAAUUCAGCUUUCACGUGUUUAUGAAGUGCUUUGGAAAGACUGCUGCUGUUUUGAAAGCCGUAAAAAUUCCAGCUUGGAGACAUAUCUCGCUGGCAACCCGUAAAUCUUCUCUUCCGGAGGGUCUGCUGAAGGAGACUCCAGCCGUUGGAUACGCUGAAAGCAUUGAGGAAGAAACCCAAGUUUCUCGGGCAACCCAAGGCGAGCAGGACAACUACGAGAUGCAAGUCAGAGCUGCAAAUAUUGUUCGGGCUGGUGAGUCUCUUAUGAAGCUUGUCUCUGACCUAAAACAGUUCCUGAUCCUCAAUGUCUUCCCUUCCGUCAACGAAGCCAUCAACCAGCGGAACCAGCAGUUGCGCAGCCUUCAGGAGGAAUGUGAUAAGAAGCUUAUUGCCCUGCGUGAUGAGAUCUCAAUAAACCUCUAUGAGCUGGAGGAAGAAUAUUACUCUUCCAGGUACAAAUGAAGCCAUGGACGGUUCCCCUGUAGUAACCACAACAAUUUCCUGUUUCUGACAUGGGGGUGGGGUGCGGUGUGUGUGUGAAAAUAACAACUGUCCUUGUUUUAAAAAGCAUCCCUAAAUUCCUAGCACCCAAAGAAUCCAGGCCCCAAAGUCGUUUUAUUGAGUACUUCAUGUUUGACGUGAGAUGUGGCCAUUUUGGAGGGCAAGCACACCAUGUAACUAGGACUUUCUCCACAGAGAUGUGGAGGUGAGCUUCUCUCCUGCCCCCUCAUCGGCAUUGUGAUCUUGUCACUUAAAUGACUUGCAAACAGGAACAGCUAUUGGAUCUUGAACUGCCCAGGGUACCCUAAUCACUAGUCAGUGUAAACUGCAAUCCUAACCAUGUCUAACUCAGAAUUAAAUGGGGUUUGUUCCUACCUAAGUUGGAUUAAACUGCUUUGAAGCUUUUUUUACAAUCAAGUGGUGUAUAAAUUUUAUGAAAUAAAUAAUAAAU
Molecule: messenger RNA, 1439 nt
Organism: Zootoca vivipara (common lizard)
Lineage: Eukaryota; Metazoa; Chordata; Lepidosauria; Squamata; Lacertidae
Source: RefSeq, a predicted model, not a curated record